Molecule: messenger RNA, 3210 nt
Organism: Caenorhabditis bovis
Lineage: Eukaryota; Metazoa; Nematoda; Chromadorea; Rhabditida; Rhabditidae
Source: the annotation of a GenBank genome assembly
AUGACAAAUGGCAUCGAUACUUCGCAAUUACCGGAAAAUUGGAAAAAUUUUCCGGAUGGGAGCAUUUUGCGAAUAGAGUUUCACAAUUUUUUGACUUAUGAGCACACCGUCUGUAAACCUGGAGAGAAUCUCAACUUGAUUUUAGGGCAUAAUGGAAGUGGAAAAAGCUCAAUUAUUUGCGGAAUUUGUUUGGUUUUUGGAGGGUCGCCCAAAUCGUUGGGAAGAUCUGAAAAUAUUAAAGAGUAUAUUAGGCAUGGCUGCACAGAAGGUUCAGUGGAAAUUAUAUUAGCAGACAAGCAAAAUGGUCCACAGGUGUUGGCAUUAAUAAUUCGAAAAACAAAAUCGCACGAAUACCGUUUAAAUAAAAAAGCGACGACACAGUCAGAAAUUAAGAAAUUGUGCAAAAAAUAUAAUAUUCAGAUUGACAACCCUUGCGCGUUUUUGGCGCAGGAUAAAGUGAAAAGCUUCUCGGAGCAAUCGCCAAUUGAGCUUUUGUACAAUACCGAAAAGGCCGCUUCUGCGGAGUUGCACGAGAAUCACUUGGAAUUGAUCCAGAAGCGAAUUGAUAGUGCUCAAAUUGAGGAGAAAUGCGAAUCGGCCAUCAGGGCGGUGAAGCAGAUUGAAGGUGAUAUAGCGAAAUUGGAGCCGCGUGUUGAGAAUUAUCGAAAAAAGAAGGAAAUGCAAUCGAAAUUACGGCUAUUGCAACAGAAAUCGGCAAUUAUGAAUUACAAAGAAGCUGAAAAGGAAUAUAAGAAGGAGAUUAAAAACUUUAGCGCGAUUUCGAAGAAGAUUGAAAAUUUCGAGGGCGAGAUUGAGAAGUGCCGAAAAAUUAUUGAGGAGUUCACGAAUAACGCCGACGUUGAACGCAAGCGGAUCGUUCAGAAGAAGCAGGAAUGCCGAAAGAUUUGCGAAAAGCUCGACGCGAAAAUGGAUAGCAAAUUUAUCGAGAAUCGGCUGAAUGAGGCGAGACGUAAGCUGGAAUCGAAGAGGAAACUCCAGGCGCAGAAUGAAAGCGAGAAGCUGCAGAUUGAGGCGAAUAUUGAGAGUUUGAAGCGAAAAAUUGAGGAAGCUGACAAGGAUUUACAAGGAUACCAGGAUUUUGUGAAAAAGUUGAAAAGUGAAGAAGAGCGCUUGUAUCAGGAAUCAAUGAACAUGAGAAAAGUGGAAGACGCGAUUCAGAAGAAGCACUAUACGAUUAAAACUCUCACUGACAAGCAAAAUGAGGUGGUAAAGCAAAAGAAUGAAAGUAUUAAUCUGCGAUUCCGAAUGAUGGAGCGUCGAAAUCCAGACGCGGCGAAAGCUUGGAAAUUCUACACGAUGAAUAAGAGUUUGUUCAAUGGUCCCAUUUAUUUGCCAUUUAUGGAUUUGUCGCUGUCAUGUGCCGAAGCCGCUGUAUGGCUUGAGCAAACGGUGGGAUCUCGCGAUUUUUUCAUGUUCGUCUGCACAAAUAAGGACGACGAGCGACGCAUCAAUUCACCAUCGAAAGGAUGGAGAAUCAAUUCGGCUGUCGUCCGACCCGAGAAUGUGCAUCCGAAUGAGAUCAAUCCGACGUUUCCCGAUGAGCUGAAACAAAUUGGAUUCGCGCAAUUCGUCUCGAAUUUUGUUCAGGCGCCUGACACGCUGAAACAGUAUCUCUGCAACGUCUACCAGCUUCAUCGAAUCCCGGUUGGCGGUGGUGUGAUCGAUCAAAACAUUGAUGCCAUCAUAAAAUAUAUGCUCGAAACGAGGUAUCGACUGUUUUUUGGCUCUAAAUUAAGGUAUCAUGUGUCGAUUUCGCAAUAUUCGCAGGAGAUUUUCACAUCGCAAUCGUAUUUGCCGGACGCGGUCAUCUUCAAUAAUCCGUGUUUUCUGGAAAAACGCGCGUCGAACGCGCCGACGGCCGACUAUUCGAAAGAGAUCGACGAAUUGAAAACGGCGGCGACGAAUGAAUCGCGAGCGGUUCAUGAGAAGAAGGUUGAGAUUCAGAAGGCCCGCGAUCAACUCAAGAAUGAGCAGAGUAUUUGGAGGACGCGCAAACAGGCGCACAGCAUCGCCAAAAAUAAUUUGGAGAAUGAGGCGGAGAGGCUUGCAAGCCUGGAGCGCAAUCGUGUGGAUAUUGAGGAGGCUGAAAAAGAAUUUCAGCGCGAAGAGCGAAACGCGCGACAAGGUGCCAGAGAAAUGAUCAAAGAAUGCGUUCAAUUGCAGAAAAACUAUCUGAAAUUGUCGGAAGAAAUGGCGAAGUUGUUGAUUUUCGAGCAACACUGGCUUCAUAAGAAGAGCUUGCAGAAGGAGGAGCUUGAGAGGCUAAAUGAGAACUCAUCGGGACUGAGAGCACAAAAGCGCGAUGCCGAGGAGCGUGUUAAGAUGCAGCUGGAGUUAAAGAAAGAUGCCAGCAAAGAGCUGCUCAACACGUGUGGACUUUCCCAUUUUGAGACGCAUUCAAUGGAUGCCACUGAGAAGAAGAUUUACAAGAAUCUCAACUCGUUGUUCGAAAAAGAGAACAUCACGAGCGAUUUGGAUGAGCUUGAACGACAAAUUCACGCGGAGAAGACGCGAUUGAAAAUGGCGCAGAAUAGCGAUAGCGGAAGCGAGGAGGAUGAGCGGACCAUGGAGCAGCUCAAGACGCAGCUCGUCGAUGAGAACUCGAAGAAGGAGAAGCUGCUGGAGACGCGACAGAAUUUGAGGGAAAAACUGACGCAGGAAAUUGAUGAAUGGCGCGAGAAGGUCGAAAGAAUGAUCACCGAAAUCAAUCAGAAGUAUCGAGAAUAUUUUGAAAAAAUGGGAUGCUUGGGAGAAAUCAGCCUCGAUGUUCCGGAGAAUCCGCUUGAAAUCGCCAAUUAUGGAAUUAUGAUUCGAGUUUGCUUCCGAGCCGGAGAGAAAUUGAAGCGAUUGGACCAGAAGGUGCAAUCCGGUGGGGAAAGAAGUGUCUCGACGAUGUUGUACCUUCUGGCGCUUCAGCAUCUGUGUCCGGUGCCUUUCCGGUGUGUCGAUGAGAUCAAUCAAGGAAUGGAUCCGACUAAUGAGAGAAAGGUGUUUGAUAUUAUGGUGGGCAUGUGGAGUGAUGAGAGCCCGCUGUCUAAGACGCAAUAUUUCUUGUUGACCCCGAAACUUCUCCAUGGUCUCGCGAUGAAUGAGCGGGUUACUGUACAAAUUGUCCACAGUGUUGUACAACCUGCGUUCAGCGACUGGAACACGCCGAUGCUGUUGGAAGCUACAAUUGCUAAAGCUUAA